AGGAGCAGGGAAAGCAUUACCGGGUUACGGAACCCAGCGCAGCUCGCUCUGCUUGUUGUCCGCAGCAGUUAGCUUCAUGGCGGAGGUGCGUAGCUUGCGGGUCUCGGUGAAAUCCGACAGCGGCUCGGAGCGCUCGGAGUCGGACUCUGACUCCGAGUCGGACAGAGAUGGCCGGGAGGCCGAACCGAUGGAGGUGGAGGAGGGCGAGCUGGAGGCGGAGGACGUGACGGUUAGCCGCUCCCUGAAGGAGCUGUUGCCGGACACCAGCCGCAGGUACGAGAACAAGGCCGGAGCCUUCAUCACAGGGAUCGACGUCAACUCCAAGGAAGCCAUCGAGAGGAAGGAGAAGCGGGCGAGACGUUUUCAUUUCCGCUGCGAGGAAAAUGUCGGUCAGAGGAACGUCUUCCUGGAUAAAGACGCCAUGAAGAAAGCCAUCCCCAGGCUGCGCAUGGAGGCCAUCCAUGUGACCGGCGUGGACGACAUGAGCACCCAGGACGUCUUCGGCUACUUUAAGGAGUAUCCGCCAGCGCACAUUGAGUGGAUCAACGACACAGCCUGUAACGUGGUUUGGCUGGACGAUGACACCUGCAUCAGAGCUCUGAUCAACAGCAGCCGGAUGCCUGAACCAGAGGCUGUUACCACGGAGACGGAGUCCGGAUCCCAGCCCGACGACCCGAGCAAAGCUCGUCGGGAUCGGGGAUCUGAGGACGAGGAUGAUGAAGAGGAAGAAGGUGAGGUGGAGGAAGAGAAGGAGAAAGAGGUGAAGAACAGCAGAGACGAUGAGAGCAAGACGGCUGGACAGGUGGGUGACCUGUCGCAAGCGGAGAGAGAGUCUCUGCUGAGGAAUGAACUGAGACCUGUCAUCAAACCGUUCAAAGGAAACAAGCUGCUGCUGCGCUUCGCCACGCAUGAUGACAGGAAGGAGCUGGGUGCGGCGCGCCGCAGCAGAUACUACAUGAAGUACGGAAAUCCAAACUAUGGAGGCAUGAAGGGAAUCCUCAGCAACUCCUGGAAGCGGCGGUACCACAACCGGCGCAUCCAGAGGGACGUGAUCAAGAGCAAGAAGCCUCUGAUUGGAGACAGCAUGGGACACACUCCGCCAUACACACACCGACACUCCGCUGACCUGGUCAACCUCCCGGAGGAGCCCAUAAAGGAGGAGGAAGAGGAGGAGGACGAAGAGCAGGAGGACGAGGCCGAUGAGGACAUGGACUCUGACGACAGGGUGGUGGAGUACAAGGAGAGGGGCGGAGCCUCGCUGCCGCUGGGGGCAGGGCUUCGCAGCCGGGCGGAGCGCUCUCCCUCGCCGUGGUCCGAGUCGGACGAGAUGGACUACGACCUGGAGCUGAAGAUGAUUUCCACACCGUCGCCCAAGAAGAGCAAGAAGAUGACAAUGUACGCUGACGAACUGGAGGGCCACUUGAAGAACAUCAGGAACCGGAUCGGGUCAUCGGGUUCUCAGAAUCAGGCCAAGGCCUCAUCGCCCCCCAAGGUAACGGACGUCCGGCAGCUGCUGGAAGAGAAGCGUCAAGGCGGCUCUGGCAGCAGGCGGCGCUCCCCGGUGGCCGGAGGCAGGAAGACAGAUGUGAGGCAGCGGCUCGGGAAGAGGCGCUACUCCCCCGACAGGCGGCGCUCGGCCUCGCCCCCGUCCCCUAGGGACACGCCCCCACCCCGGGAGCCAAUCAGCAGCGUGCACCGCAGACUAGGCGUGGCCAGCCAGGAAGGCAGAGGACCAAACGCUUCCAUAGACAGGAAGACGAGUACGAGCGCUCUGUGGAGCAGGCUGGGUUCCGCCGCUGGCGACGACAGCAGCAGCAGCGCCGGGCGUCACGAGCGCAAGCAGGGCAGCCGCCCAGAGCAGCAGGACGGCAGCCGGAGGAGGCGGGGUGACAAGGAGGAGGAAGAAGAGGAGGGAGAAGAGGAAGACGACUCUACGCUGCAGAAGGUCUGGGGUGCCAUGAUCAAACAGAAACAAGAACGCCGCAGCCACAAGAUGAAAAAGAGCCGGCUGGACAACCUGCCGUCGCUGCAGAUCGAGAUCAGCCGCGACAGCAGCGAUGACUCGGAUGCUUGAAUCCAGGGGAUGGAGCCUAACGCCCCUUCACCUGCUUGGGGCGGGGCAGAGCGCCGUCACUAACCAUUCCUGUUACCUAGGAGGAGCUGAACUUCCUGUUUGCCGGGAUCACGAUGAGACUUAGGGCAGAACUGAGAACAGAGGACCCUGUUGGGACUGCGCCCCUCUGCCUGAACCCUUCCUGCUUCUGUUUGUAGAUUUUUAUUUCCUUCCUGUGUUACACCAUCAGCUUCCUCUUCCUCUGUGGGACGGGAACCGGGUCGGGUUGCCGGGUUGCCAGGUCCACAUCAGCUGUUCCCAACGUUAAAUGAACCCAUGGAGCCGCUCUUCCUCUCAUGAUUAUGAUUAUAAUGAUCCAGGUCAGAGUUAAAACAGUCAGACAGCAAAGCAGCCAAUCAGCUUUUAGCCUGAUGCUGAUUGGCUGCUCAAUAAAUUCUGUUUUGCCUGACCUUUGAUCUCUACAUUCUGUCCACUCUAACCACGAAGCAGAGCAGAACUGUAAAGUGGGAGGAAUAUGAUUCAUUGUUCGAUUUUUAUUAAUAAAAAUCUGGAAAGUAA
Messenger RNA from Xiphophorus couchianus (Monterrey platyfish), 2632 nucleotides. RefSeq names its product nuclear cap binding subunit 3 (gene ncbp3). Gene Ontology annotation, cellular component: nucleus. Lineage: Eukaryota; Metazoa; Chordata; Actinopteri; Cyprinodontiformes; Poeciliidae. The coding region runs from base 77 to 2074 and encodes 665 amino acids. The transcript has 13 exons. The record is from RefSeq and is a predicted model, not a curated record. Gene Ontology annotation, molecular function: mRNA binding; RNA 7-methylguanosine cap binding.